ACCAGCGCUUUUACCACUGCUCGCCAUAUCAGUCUUGUGGGAAGAAGCUGUUUCUAUCGCAACUUGUCUUCGACACCCGUCACCGUUUCAGUUACGCCAGAAGAAUCAGCCGCAAGGAAGCUGGGAUGGCACAACCUUGAGUUGGCUACACGUGCACUGCACCGUGAUGGACUGGUUGUGUUACAGAAUGCCAUUGAGCACUCCAAACUUGAAGCUCUCAACAAGACUAUGGUCAGAGAUGCUCUCAAGCUCCAAGCUCUCGGUGACGACAGUCCGUUCAAUUACAACAAGGGCAAUAUUCAGCAAGAUCCUCCCAUGACAAAGACCGACUUCGACUCUUCAAUCUUCCUCAAUCCUCUGGCUACCCAGGUCACGACUUCCGUACUCGGUCCCAAACCACGCUUGACAUUCAUGUCUGGCAACAGUGCACUCCCGCCGGCGCCAGGUAUUGAGCCACAAUCCCAGCCCGUCCAUACCGAUGCAGACUUCGACCAUCCCGAAUCGCCCUUUGCUCUAGUUGUCAACGUCCCACUGAUCGACAUGGACGUCAACAACGGCAGCACAGAGGUAUGGCUGGGCACCCACAACAUCACUUCUCUGGCAGCACAAGAAGGCAAGCAAGGCGACAGAGCUAGCGGUCGUAUUGUAAAGAGCCUUCUUGAGCAACGAAGACAAGAACGAGCGCCCUGUCAACCUCUGGUGAAGAAAGGCUCGAUCGUGAUUCGCGAUCUUAGACUCUGGCAUGCCGGGAAGCCGAAUUCCAGCGAUGACGCUAGGGUCAUGCUUGCCAUGAUCCAUUUCGCCCCUUGGUAUCGCAAUGCAGUGACCAUUCAAUUUUCUAAAGAGCUGGAAACAGUACUAGAGCGCGAGGACCAAGAUCUGCAGAUUCAGCGAACGCUUGUGCCCGAACAAGCAAUCUUGGAUGGAUAUCUCAAUCGUGGCUAUGGAAACUCGUACAACUUCGACCAAGAGUCCAGACUCGAGGAGUUUUGA
This is a messenger RNA of Aureobasidium vineae, 993 nucleotides long. The record is from the annotation of a GenBank genome assembly. NCBI's taxonomy places the organism in Eukaryota, Fungi, Ascomycota, Dothideomycetes, Dothideales, Saccotheciaceae.